AUGGCCCCGCCCCGCCGCCUCCUCGUCCUUUUCGGCAGCCAAUCGGGGACGGCCGAGGACCUGGCCCAGCGAAUCGGGCGCCAGGCGGCACGGCGCCGCUUCCGGGUCCGAGUCAGCGCCUUGGACGACUAUCCGGUGGCCAAGCUGAUCGAGGAGCCGUUGGCGAUUUUCGUCUGCGCCACCACGGGGCAGGGAGACCCGCCGGAUAACAUGAAGAAUUUCUGGCGCUUCCUCUUCCGGAAAAAGCUGCCUGCGACUUCUCUCUCCCGCUUGGAUUACGGCGUGGUGGGGCUGGGCGAUUCCGCGUACCCCAAGUUCAAUUUUGUGGCCAAAAAACUGCACAAGCGUCUUGUCCAGUUGGGCGGCUGCCCGCUGCUCCCGCCCGCCUUGGGGGACGACCAGCACGACUUGGGGCCGGACGCCGCAGUGGAUCCCUGGCUAGCGGAUCUCUGGGAGAAGAUCCUGGCUUUGUAUCCUCUUCCUGCUGGCCUGGAUAUCCUGAGUCCGGAUGUUGUCUUGCCCUCCCGCUUCACCUUCCGUUUCCUGGACGACGACGGCGACCAAUCGGAGCCCCCCGAACCCGAGCCGGGUCCCCCGUGCGAGGCCCGCCCCUUCCUGGCCCGGGUGCUGACCAAUCAGAGGGUGACGUCCCAGUCGCACUUCCAGGACGUCCGGCUGAUCGAGCUGGACGUGGCCGGAUCCGGGAUCCAGGCCGCCGCCGGCGACGUCGCCAUGGUCGCCCCUAGCAACGCCCCGGAAGACGUCGCCCUCUUCUGCCGCCUCCUGAACCUGGAUCCAGAACGGCGCUUUGUGGUCCAGCCGGCCGAGGAAGGCGCCGCGCUACCAUUCCCGCUGCCCCAGCCCUGCACCCUGGGGCGCCUGGUGGAGCAGCACCUGGACCUCGCUAGAACUCCCAGGCGCUCCUUCUUCGAACUCGCCGCCCAGCUCUCGCCCGACGCCCGGGAGCGGGAGAAGCUGGCCGAGUUCGCCUCGGCGCCCGGUCAGGAGGAGCUGUACGCCUACUGCCACCGGGUGCGGCGCACGACGCUGGAGGUCCUGCGCGACUUCCCCCGGACGGCCUCCGCCCUGCCCUGCCGCCUCCUCCUGGACCUCCUCCCUCGCACCCGCGCCCGGUCCUUCUCCCUGGCCUCCUCCCCUCUGGCGCUGCCCGGCCGCAUCCAGAUCCUGGUGGCCGUCGUGCGCUACCGGACGCGCCUGGCCAAGCCCCGGACCGGGCUCUGCUCCAAUUGGCUGGCCUCCCUCGACCCGGCGCAGGGCGCCGCCCACGUCCCCCUCUGGGUGAAGAAGGGGGCGCUACGGUUCCCGACGGACCCCGAGACGCCCGUGGUGAUGGUGGCGCCCGGCACCGGGGUGGCGCCCUUCCGCGCCGCCCUCCAGGAACGCGUAGCGCAGGGGAGGAGAGGCAACUUCCUGUUCUUCGGCUGCCGCCACCAAUCCCACGACUUCUACUUCCAGGACGAGUGGGCGGAGCUUAGCGCCCGGGGCUUCCUGUCCGUCUUCCCGGCCUUUUCCCGCGAUCAGGACGAGAAGGUUUACGUCCAGCACCGAAUACUAGAAAACCAGGCGCUGGUUUGGGAUCUGGUGCAGCGCGGCGCCUGGAUCUACUUGGCCGGGAGCGCCAAGGAGGUUCCCGACGCCGUGGCCGCCGCCCUGCGCGCCGUGUUCCAGUCCCAAGGCGCCAUGACGGCAACCGAGGCGGCCGACUUCCUGGCGGCGCUGGAACGCGCCGGGCGCUUCCAAUCCGAGACCUGGUCCUGAGCCGGGCGCUGCUGGGAAACGUAGUUCCGGCCGGUAGGAUUCCCAGAAUCCCCUGGGCGCUACAGUUCCCAGAAUCUUCUGGGCGCUACGGUUCCCGACGCCUAGUGCUGGAAAUAAAUGGUGUUUGGCACUACGUUUCCCAGAAUUCUCUGGGCGCUACGGUUCCCAGAAUCCCCUGGGCGCUACGGUUCCCAUAAACCCCUGGGCGCUACGGUUCCCAGCGCCUAGUACUGGAAAUAAAUGGUGUUUGGCGCUACGGUUCCCAGAAUCCCCUGGGCGCUGCGGUUCCCAGAAUCCUCUGGGGCGCUAUGGUUUCCGGCGCCUAGUACUGGAAAUAAAUGGUGUUUGGCGCUACGUUUCCCAGAAUGCUCUGUGCGCUACGUUUCCCAGAAUUCUCUGGGCGCUACGGUUCCCAGAAUCCUCUGUGCGCUACGGUUCCCACAAACCUCUGGGUGCUACAGUUCCCAGAAUCCUUUGGGGUGCUAUGGUUCCCGGCGCCUAGUACUGGAAAUAAAUGGUGUUUGGCACUACGUUUCCCAGAAUCCUCUGUGCGCUACGGUUCCCAGAAUCUUCUGGGCGCUACAGUUCCCAGAAUCCUCUGUGUGCUACGGUUCCCAGAAUCCUCUGGUGUGCUGUGGUUCCCGGCGCCUAGUACUGGAAAUAAAUGGUGUUUGGCGCUAC
Podarcis raffonei (Aeolian wall lizard) is the source of this 2460-nucleotide messenger RNA. RefSeq names its product NADPH dependent diflavin oxidoreductase 1 (gene NDOR1). NCBI's taxonomy places the organism in Eukaryota, Metazoa, Chordata, Lepidosauria, Squamata, Lacertidae. The record is from RefSeq and is a predicted model, not a curated record. The transcript has 14 exons. Gene Ontology annotation, cellular component: cytosol. Gene Ontology annotation, molecular function: NADPH-hemoprotein reductase activity; flavin adenine dinucleotide binding; FMN binding. The coding region runs from base 1 to 1779 and encodes 592 amino acids.